CGAACGCGGGGGGAGCCCAGGGGCACGCGCGCCCGCCGCUUCCUUUCCCCCUCCCACCCGGGGGGCGAGCGCCGCUCGCGCCGUUCCCGCCCCGCCCGCUCCCUUCCCCCCUCCGCGCGGCGCAGCGCGCGCGCCCGUGAGGCGGCGGCGGCGGCGGGAGCGCGCUCCGGAGCGAGCAGAGCAGAGCAGAGCGGGGGGCAGAGGCGCCGCGGCCGCCGCUCCCCGGGGGAGGCCGCGGAGGGCGGGCGGCAAGGGAGGGAGCGACCGGCGGAGGGAAGGAAGGAGGGCGCUGUGGCAGCGAGGGAGCAGCGGCGCCGACGAGGAGGGGGCGAGACCGCCCCCCCGCCCCCCCCCCCCGCCUCCCGUUCGGGCGCGCGCUCCCGGCGAUGUGGUGAGAGGGAGGCGCCCCGCGGCCGGUGCGUCUGUGAGGGGCCGCCGGGGAGCCCCGCCGCGCCAGGACUGUCAGUGGAUGGAGGAAGACACUUUUUACUAGAGAUUUAACUUGCCUAAAGAUAUCAAGGUUUGGGGUACGCGCGGUGGAACAGCAUCACCAUGUUUCGCAACAGUCUCAAGAUGCUUCUUACGGGAGGGAAGUCAAACCGCAAAAACAGGUCCAGUGAUGGAGGGAGCGAGGAGCCGCCAGACCGAAGACAGGCAAGUGUAGACGCCCGUCAGAGCCGAUCUGGGCAAGGCACCUCCACAGAGAACGACUGUGCUUUUGAACCAGACUACGCAAUUCCGCCACUCCCAGUGACCGAAGGUAUGCAGCACAUUCGGAUUAUGGAGGGCAUGUCCCGCUCCCUUCCAUCCUCCCCCUUACUCACACAUCAGUCUAUCAGUGUUCGGCUCCAACCUGUGAAGAAGUUAACUGCCCCUCUGAGGAAAGCGAAGUUUGUGGAGAGCCCUCGCAUCCCCGAGUCCGAGCUGGGCUCCCCGACGCUUCCUGCGGCGCCGAAACUGGACGUGGACGCGUUCUGCCCCGGUGACGCUGAGCAGGAGCUGGGGCCCCCGCCCUCCGUCGAUGAGGCAGCGAAUACACUCAUGACUCGCCUGGGCUUCCUCCUGGGAGAGAAAGUCACGGAGGUUCAGCCGGGGCCGCAGUUCAGCAUGGAGGUGCAGGACGAGAACCAGAGCUCGGCCGUGACGCAGCGCAUCAGCCCCUGCUCCACGCUGACCAGCAGCACGGCCUCGCCGCCCGCCAGCAGCCCCUGCUCCACGCUCCCGCCCGCCGCCGCCGGCGUCACCGCCAAGGAUGGCACCUACGGCGCUGUCACCAGCCCCACCUCCACGCUGGAGAGCAGGGACAGUGGCAUCAUCGCCACUUUGACCAGCUACUCAGAAAACGUGGAACGCACCAAAUACGGAGGGGAGAGCGGCAAAGACCUUGGAUCGGGAGGAAACCUGAAGCCUUGGCAGUCGCAGAAGUCCAGCAUGGACUCGUGUCUGUACCGCGUGGACGAGAACAUGACGGCGUCGACCUACAGCCUCAACAAGAUCCCGGAGAGGAACCUGGAGAGCGUCCUGUCCCAGUCCGUGCAGUCCAUCCCUCUCUACCUGAUGCCGCGGCCAAACUCGGUGGCAGCCACCAGCUCGGCGCACCUGGAGGACCUGGCGUACCUGGACGAGCAGCGGCACGCGCCCCUGCGCACGUCGCUGCGGAUGCCGCGGCAGAGCGUGGCCAGCGCCCGCGCCCAGCAGGACCUGCGAGUCCGCUUCGCACCCUACAGACCCCCCGACAUCUCCCUGAAGCCGCUGCUGUUCGAGGUCCCCAGCAUCACCACCGAGUCGGUGUUCGUGGGCCGGGACUGGGUGUUCCACGAGAUCGACGCGCAGCUGCAGAGCUCCAACGCCAGCGUCAACCGCGGCGUCGUCAUCGUGGGCAACAUCGGCUUCGGCAAGACCGCCAUCAUCUCCAGGCUGGUGGCGCUGAGCUGCCACGGCACGCGCAUGCGGCAGAUCGCCUCCGACAGCCCGCACGCCUCUCCCAAACAUGUGGAUGCAAACCGGGAGCUGCCCUUGGCCCAGCCGCCCUCCGCCCACCCGGCCAUCGCCAGCGGGAGCUGCCCGGGGACGCCCGAGAUGCGGCGGCGGCAGGAGGAGGCCAUGCGGAGACUGGCCUCGCAGGUUGUGGCCUAUCACUACUGCCAGGCCGACAACGCCUACACCUGCCUGGUGCCCGAGUUCGUGCACAACGUGGCCGCCCUGCUCUGCCGCUCGCCCCAGUUCGUCGCCUACCGGGAGCAGCUGCUGCGGGAGCCGCAUCUGCAGAGCAUGUUGAGCCUGCGCUCCUGCGUGCAGGACCCCAUGGCCUCCUUCCGCAGGGGCGUCCUGGAGCCCCUGGAGAACCUGCACAAAGAGAGGAAGAUCCCCGAUGAAGAUUUUAUCAUACUAAUUGAUGGUUUAAAUGAGGCUGAAUUUCACAAACCGGAUUACGGAGACACCAUAGUAUCAUUCCUGAGCAAAAUGAUCGGAAAAUUCCCUUCCUGGCUGAAGCUGGUGGUGACAGUCAGGACAAGUCUACAGGAAAUAAUUAAGCUGUUGCCCUUCCACCGGAUAUUUCUGGACAGACUGGAAGAGAACGAAGCCAUAGACCAGGACCUGCAGGCGUACAUCCUCCAUCGGAUACACAGCAGCUCGGAGAUCCAGAACAACAUCUCGCUGAACGGCAAAAUGGACAACACGACGUUCGGCAAGCUCAGCUCUCACCUCAAGACCUUGAGCCAAGGCUCCUACCUGUACCUGAAACUCACCUUUGAUCUCAUAGAGAAGGGAUAUCUAGUACUGAAAAGCUCCAGCUACAAAGUAGUGCCAGUGUCUCUGUCGGAAGUUUACCUGUUGCAGUGCAAUAUGAAGUUCCCAACGCAGUCUUCCUUUGAUCGGGUUAUGCCUCUCUUGAAUGUGGCAGUGGCAUCUCUGCACCCUUUAACAGACGAACAUAUUUUUCAGGCCAUUAAUGCAGGUAACAUUGAGGGCACUUUGGAGUGGGAGGACUUUCAGCAGAGGAUGGAGAACCUUUCUAUGUUUCUUAUCAAACGUAGAGACAUGACGCGAAUGUUUGUUCACCCCUCUUUCCGAGAGUGGCUUAUUUGGAGAGAAGAAGGUGAAAAGACCAAGUUUCUCUGUGAUCCCAGGAGUGGCCACACAUUACUUGCCUUCUGGUUUUCCCGUCAAGAAGGAAAACUAAACCGCCAGCAGACCAUUGAGCUGGGACAUCACAUCCUCAAAGCACAUAUUUUUAAGGGGCUGAGUAAAAAGGUUGGGGUAUCCUCCUCCAUCCUGCAAGGCCUUUGGAUCUCCUACAGCACCGAAGGUCUCUCGAUGGCUUUGGCGUCUCUGAGGAAUCUCUACACCCCAAACAUAAAGGUCAGUCGGUUGCUGAUCUUAGGAGGUGCAAACGUGAAUUAUCGGACCGAAGUUCUGAACAACGCCCCCAUUUUGUGUGUCCAGUCCCACCUGGGUUACGCCGAGAUGGUGGCUUUGCUCUUGGAGUUUGGGGCCAACGUCGACGCCGCUUCCGAAAGUGGCCUCACCCCCCUGGGCUACGCGGCUGCGGCUGGGUUCCUGAGCAUCGUCGUGCUGCUCUGCAAGAAACGGGCCAAGGUGGAUCACCUGGACAAAAACGGGCAGUGCGCUCUGGUUCACGCCGCGCUGCGCGGCCACUUGGAGGUGGUGAAGUUCCUGAUCCAGUGUGACUGGAGCAUGGCCGGGCAGCAGCAGGGCGUCUUCAAGAAGAGCCACGCCAUCCAGCAGGCCCUGAUCGCCGCGGCCAGCAUGGGCUACACCGAGAUUGUCUCCUACCUGCUCGAUCUUCCAGAAAAAGACGAAGAGGAGGUGGAGCGAGCACAGAUCAACAGCUUCGACAGCCUCUGGGGAGAGACAGCUCUGACGGCGGCGGCCGGGCGCGGGAAGCUGGAGGUGUGCCGGCUGCUGCUGGAGCAGGGGGCCGCCGUGGCACAGCCCAACCGCCGCGGCGUCGUCCCGCUCUUCAGCGCCGUCAGACAGGGACACUGGCAGAUCGUGGAUCUCUUGCUGACACACGGCGCUGACGUGAACAUGGCAGACAAGCAGGGCCGCACGCCGCUGAUGAUGGCUGCGUCCGAGGGCCACCUGGGCACCGUGGAGUUCCUGCUCGCACAAGGUGCCUCCAUUUCGCUGAUGGACAAGGAGGGUUUGACAGCCCUCAGCUGGGCUUGUCUGAAGGGCCAUCUCUCCGUGGUGCGCUCCUUGGUGGAGAACGGCGCUGCGACCGACCACGCGGACAAAAACGGGCGCACCCCGCUGGACCUGGCGGCUUUUUACGGUGACGCUGAGGUGGUUCAGUUUCUGGUGGACCAUGGAGCCAUGAUUGAGCACGUUGACUACAGCGGGAUGCGACCCCUGGACAGGGCGGUGGGCUGCCGCAACACCUCGGUCGUCGUCACCCUCCUGAAGAAAGGAGCCAAGAUAGGUUGUCAGACGUUACCGAGUCGCCCACGAGGUCCAGCCACAUGGGCGAUGGCCACCUCCAAGCCAGACAUCAUGAUCAUCCUCUUGAGCAAGCUGAUGGAGGAGGGAGACAUGUUCUAUAAGAAAGGUAAAGUGAAGGAGGCUGCCCAGCGCUACCAGUACGCUCUGAAAAAGUUCCCCAGGGAAGGCUUUGGAGAAGACCUGAAAACGUUCCGUGAGCUGAAGGUCUCGCUCCUGCUCAACCUCUCCCGAUGUCGAAGGAAAAUGAACGAUUUUGGAAUGGCGGAGGAAUUUGCUACUAAAGCACUGGAGCUGAAACCGAAAUCUUAUGAAGCUUAUUACGCAAGAGCAAGGGCCAAGCGCAGCAGCAGGCAGUUUUCCGCAGCCCUGGAGGACCUGAACGAGGCCAUCAAGCUGUGUCCCAACAACCGGGAGAUCCAGCGGCUGCUGCUGCGGGUGGAGGAGGAGUGCAGGCAGGUGCAGCAGCAGCAGCCGCCGCCGCCGCUCCCGCCGGAGCCCGAGCCUGAAGCCCAGCACGAAGAGCUCUAUUCUGUGCAGGACAUCUUCGAGGAGGAAUACCUUGAGCAGGAUGUAGAAAACAUUUCCAUUGGCUUGCAGACCGAGUCCAGGCCGAACCAAGGGCUGCCCAUCAUCCAGAGCCCGCCCCCGUCCCCAGCUCACAGGGACUCAGCCUAUAUUUCUGGCUCACCUCUUGGCUCUCAUCAGGUCUUCGAUUUCAGGUCCAACAGCUCCGUGGGUUCGCCGACCAGACAAGGGUACCAGUCCACGUCUCCUGCUCUGUCUCCGACGCACCAAAACUCACAUUACAGGCCCAGUCCUCCGCACACGUCCCCUGCUCACCAGGGCUCCUCUUACCGCUUCAGCCCGCCUCCCGUCGGAAGCCAAGGGAAGGAAUAUCAAAGCCCACCACCUUCUCCUCUUCGCAGAGGGCCUCAGUAUCGCGCCAGCCCCCCAGCAGAAAGCAUGAGCGUUUACAGGUCCCAGUCCGGUUCCCCAGUUCGUUAUCAGCAAGAACCGAGCGGGGUCAGCCCGCUCCCCGGUAGACCGAAGUCUCCGUUGUCCAAGAUGACACAAAGGUCCUUCCAGAUGCCCCAGCUCCCCGUGGCCAUGCCGCAGCAGGGCCUGAGGCUGCAGCCGGCCAAGGCGCAGAUCGUGAGGAGCAACCAGCCCAGCUCGGCCGUCCAUUCCAGCACCGUCAUCCCCACCGGCGCCUACAGCCAGGUCGCCCACUCCAUGGCCAGCAAGUACCAGUCGGCGUCAGGGGAAAUGGGGGUCAGCCAGAGCAGGUUGGUCUACCAGGGCUCCAUUGGUGGGAUCGUAGGCGACAGCAGACCCGUGCAGCACGUCCAGGCCAGCCUGAGUGCCGGAGCCAUCUGUCAGCACGGAGGGUUGGCUAAAGAAGACCUUCCGCAGAGACCGUCCUCGGCGUACAGGGGCGGGAUGCGGUACAGCCAGACCCCUCAGAUCGGGCGCAGCCAGUCCGCGUCCUACUACCCGGUGUGUCACUCCAAGCUUGACCUGGAACGCUCUUCCCUCCCCGCCAGCCAGCUGGGCUCUCCAGACGUGUCCCAUCUCAUCAGAAGGCCCAUCACGGUGAACCCCAGCGAAAUCAAGCCUCACCCGCCGACUCCGAGGCCCCUGCUCCACUCUCAGAGCGUCGGCCUCCGCUUCUCUCCCUCCAGCAAUAGCAUUUCCUCCACCUCCAACCUGACUCCCAAUUUCCGCCCUUCCGCUUCGAUUCAGCAAAUGGAGAUUCCUCUCAAGCCGGCUUACGACAGAGCAUGCGAUGAACUUUCUCCAGUGUCCCCCACGCAGGGCGGUUACCCCAGCGAGCCGGCGCGUUCCCGGACCACGCCGUUCAUGGGAAUCAUCGACAAAACGGCUCGGACUCAGCAGUAUCCCCACCUCCAUCAGCAGAACCGCACCUGGGCUGUGUCCUCAGUGGACUCUGUCAUUAGUCCGACGUCUCCUGGCAGUCUCCCUCAGCCCGAAUCAUUUAGCCCGCCUUCUUCAAUCAGCAACAUUGCCUUUUAUAACAAAACCAACAAUGCACAGAAUGGCCAUUUGCUAGAGGACGACUAUUACAGCCCCCAUGGGAUGCUGGCCAAUGGGUCCCGGGGAGACCUCCUGGAGAGAGUCACCCAAGCCUCCUCGUAUCCCGACGUCAAGGUGGCGAGGACGCUGCCGGUGGCACAGGCCUACCAGGACAACCUCUACAGGCAGCUCUCCAGGGACUCCAGGCAAGGGCAGACGUCCCCAAUCAAACCAAAGAGACCAUUUGUGGAGUCUAAUGUGUAAAAGACGCUUGUUGGAGUGAGACCCCCCAUCAUGUUUUCAGCACACACUUCCAAGCUUGAUUUCCAUGCAUAUUAGUAUGAUUAUGAUUAUUUUGAUUUCUCUUUGGUAGCUACAUGCCCGAGUUUCUCCGGUACUUGGUGUGGUGGUCAGACAGCCAUGCACGUGCUCCAGCCCUUUCGUUCCCCAGCUGACCGUGAAGCCGACAGCAGCCAAGCCAGUUUGUUUGCCCCAUUCCAGCUGAGUUCCCAAUCGGGAUAACUUAGCACGCGGUGCGGGGUGGUCCAGAAAUAUCCCCACGCAGCGGGAGGUAACCAGCUCUUUUUUUUGAGAGACAAUCGUGUUUGAUUUAAAUUGCUUUCUUGUGUCUCGGUGAGUUUUUACUGGAUUCUGAUGGGAAUUGGGAGCAGAGCAGGGAUCACAGGAGCCUUUCCCAAGGCUGCACCCGCAGGUCGUUCGGCUUCUUGCCCCAAAGGAGCAAAUAACCCGCAGUGAGCGAGGGCACGACGUGUGUUAAUACCGAGUAGCUAUGCACAAAACCCAUCCCGCCUCACCUGCUUUGGAGCACUUGAAUCCAAAUUGGAUUUCGUUGUUAUUUACUCGCAUCACUGGCCAGACAGGAUGGGGAUCACUCGAUGCUUCGCUGCUUUUUGAGCUACCUGCCGUCCCCCCGACGCCGCUUUGCUCUGGGGCGUUUCAUGAGCGUUGAGAGAUUGAAGUUGGCCCUUUGUUUGUGUUUUAAUCGAGGGAAUUGGCCAGAAAGCUCUUGCUCUUGUUGGAUUGCAGCAGCUUCUUUGCACCGUUAAGGCGGCUGCACCUCGCGCACAGCACCGGGUUGGCACCGGGUUGGCACCGGGACCCUUUACCGUUUGCGCUUUAUUUCGUGGGGUAUUUCACUUGCAAUGGGAAAAAAGAUCAGACUUAGAAAAUGGUGUUCAAGGAGGAAAAUGGCAGGUUUUAGGGUGUUUUUUUAUGAUGAGGAUGUUUAAUGUGGGGUGUCGGUUCCCAAGACAGGAGGGUCCCCCAGCACCCCAGCCCUUCCCUGGGAUCUGUGUCCAAAACCCUUGGCAAGCGGUGCCGUGCCCCUGCCCCGAGAAGGCAGACACCACAUUUUGCUUUUAAGGACCUGUAGUUAAGAGAGUUAUUUAUGAUUUAUUUAUGUGAUCUGUUUCAGGACAUUUUGGGACGGGUGGUUUUUUUCAAUGUUUUUUUAGAUGGAGGUCACAUCAAGACAGCCUGAAAAGCAGAGGACACUUCCAAAAUCUUUUUUUUUAAUAGGAUUUUCAAUAGUUUUUCAGUUAUUCUCUGAGGCUUUUUUGGAGGGGUGUUACAGGUUCCUGAAUUACCGGUGGGUUCGUAAUGGGCGUUUUCGGUGGGACGUUCCGGGGGCAGAACAACCACCCUGUGUGUUGUUUCAAAGCGCAGCACCGUGCCUGUUGCGGAUGCCGAACCUCACGCACAACGACUCCGGAGCCGUUUGCGGGGAGCGGGACCUGCCGGUGCUUCCAAAGGGCUGAGCCAAGAGUCAAGACUUCUUACCCCAAAUCGCGUAUCCCAGCGGACGUCGGGGCGGCUGCACCCGCUUCCACCAGCUCAGGGCUUGGUCCGGAGCUCUUGGGCAAAUCCCAGCUUCAAUGGGGCUUUAUUUUGAAUCCGUCUGCGUGACGGGCACGUCUCGUUGCCGUUUCGUUGCCUCGUUUGCUCAGACUGGGCUGCGCGUACCUCGGGAUGAUGGUUUGUGUCUCAUAGACACAUCCAGAGUGUUCGGCGGUUUUCCUGAUGGAGUUUGGCGAGUUUUGGGGCUCUUUCGGGCUGUUUGGUGUUUGUCCAGACAGUGUUUGGACUGAGGUCGGUGGUUUCAUUCUCGAGGUGCAGCCCAGUGCUCUUUGCUUAUUACAGGGCUCUGGAAAUGUUGGGGGGCACUGGGGGCCCCUCGGUAGGACGGAUCUCAGCUCCACGCACCAUUUCUCUCCUCUCAAAGGGGGCGUGAUGGCUUUUUUUUCUUCCCCUCUUUUUUGAAGCAGCGUGUUCUGCGUUAUGGGGAACCACCGAUUCCACACGGUGCAUCCGCAGCCGGGACGCGGGUCUGGAGCAUCAGCAGCAUCUUUGCUCCAUGUUUCCCAUCCCCAGCUCCCCCGAGCGAGCGGCUCCCGGCCCCGAGCUGCUGAAAGAAAGGAGAAAGUAGCCAAACUCCAAAUCCAGCCCCGUUUCCCGCGGCCCUGAGCCGCUUCGCUGCGCUGAGAUGCCAACGGGACGCUCGUCCCGAAACCUCCCUGUGUGUGAUUUUUGGGUUUAUGAAGAUGUUUUAAUGGGAAGAAGCAGACAGCUCACGCUUUGAGCACCAACACCAAGCCGAAAGGCCUAAACACGUGCAGGUUUUUUUCACGAUACGACGUGUUCACAUUAUUUCACGGGAUUCUUGCACUAAUGGUUUUCCAUCCGUUCUCUCUGUAAAUGGUGCACUUUACUGUUUGGAUUUGUUACUAUGAGAAAUACUGGCUAUUUAAGCGUGAGUAGUGUCUUCAUUAGAAAAUAGCAGAACAGCUCUUGUCUCUUAGUGUAUUUUUCAAAAAGAAAAGAGAAAAGAAAGGAAGCAAUGAAUCAUCACAUUUAUAGCACAAGAACUGACUCUUGUAUAUAAGCAUCAACAGAUUGAGUAAUUUUUAAACACAGAAUCCUUUGCGGUGGUUUUAAAGCGCUUCCCCAGCAGUUGUGCCGCGGCCCUGGGGGGUGAGGGACGCCCCUCUCCCUGGAAAUCCCUAUUUUACACCCCCGUGUCCUGGAAGCCGCGGUCGGGAUCUGCCGUGGACGGAGAGCAGAGCUGGUUCCGUGUCGCGCGUGGUUGCCGUGCCCGUGGCUCCAACCGCACCGUGUCCCUUCGCCUCUUGUCACCCCAGGUCUCCAUCUGCCCAGCCCAGAGUUGCAGACACGGUGCUGUCAGUCCGUGCUACGUCUUUAAUUACUCUUUAAGUAAUGAAGAUGCGGGACGAUGCUUGUGGCCGAUGCUCCGUCCCCUCCGCGCUGCAGCGGCCCCGCUCGCCACCCCCCGUCUUGCAGGCUGGAUUUUUCAGGUGCACCAAGUUCUGGGUUUGGCUCUCGGGGCGCGUUGGUGGGUGAUGCUGAAGCCCAGCCCUGGAUUUAGUUUAACCGACCCGUCCCCCCGGACUGCGGGUGUUCACCACAAACCCGGGAUCUCUGGCAGCUGCAGGUGAGGACCCGCCGGCUCUCGCUUUGUCCCCAGGCUGGGGGACGCUUGGGGCCCGGGAGGGGACACCCCCGUGACGUCCCCACCGGUGGCUUUGCAACCAGCCGUCGGUGCUGAGCGCAGGGAGGGUUUGACCGGAUGGAUCCCUGGGGAACCAUCUCCAAAGCGCCGCGCAGCCUGAGCCGCCUCCUCCGCGCGGCUGGUGGCGAGGGCGCCGCCUGCGCCCGUUCCCCAGAACCCACGGCAUCUGUCCAUCUGUCUGUCCGUCUGUCUGUCCGUCUGCUGCCUGGUGUCUGCCCGCAGGUGGGUCCAUCCACGCACUGAACUUCUUGGGUUUUGUUUGCUUGUUUGUUUUUCUUUAACCCAACCAUAACUAAACCCCCUUGGCAGCGUGAACGUGUGUGCGUGCGACAAACACCCGAGCCAUACUUGGAUUAGGUCCGGAGCCGGGGAGGCCACUAAAUUCGGAGCGGUUCAGUCCCCUUGUACAAAGGUUUCUGUGUAUUCAGGGUUACCAGGAGAAGUUUAGCUCAAACCGAAGUGCCAGCUCCGCCUUAUCUCGAGCAAAGCCGGCGUGCCUGCCCGUCCUCCGCCCGCCCCGCCGAGCCGCGCCGUGCCGAGCUGUCCUGAGCUCCUUGGGGGUUGGACUUGGCUUUUGGGAAUCGCAGAGAACUGUGCCGGGAUGAACGGUGUUGCACCAGGGGCUCGGGGAAGAGGAGCACUUGGACCGCUGGGAGCUCUGCGGAUGAACGCCGGUGGCUCCGCGCGACGUCUGCUGGGGCGCGUUGGACACAAAGCACAAUGGUCGAAAGCUGAAAUCCGCGUGGUGUUUUUCCCUCAGAUUUGUGUGAAUAAUUGCUGGAUUUUCAUUCAAUCAAACUCUUUUUUGUAAUACAAACCACUAAGGGCUCAAUUCUUUAGCAAGAUGCGUUUGUGUCCAACUCCUGACUGUACAGCUGGAUCUCACCGCAACUGUUAGAGACCUACCCGAGAGAAACCACGGCUGGCGUGACUGUCACCGGGAGAUCAGCGGACACCGCAACCCCCGCCGGAUCCUUUCCUCCUGCCCGUUUUCUAGCUGUCACGGUACCGGGGAGUCAGCAGCCGGGUCCCGUCUGAUGGGAUCGCAUCCUGUAGCCACCAAAAACAGAGGGGCUGCUUUACCGAAAGACUUUGUCCCCUCUGGGUGAUGCUGUCGGGGGCUGCGGGUCGGGGUGGUGCUGGGUGGGGGAGUUUGGGGGGUCACUUCUGCCUCGCUGUGCACUGGUCAGCCGGACGCCCAGAGCAGCACCGUGUGCUCUGUGCAGUUCAUUCUGUUGCUCCAGCGCUCACCCCGCGGCUCGCGUGGACUCUGCCGGUGCUUUCCCAUCGCGUCGCGUUCAGCGUCCGUCUCCUCCCGUCUCCGCAUCCCAGAGGACCCGAGGUCGGUGCGAACAGGUGCAGUAACACACACCUCGUGCUUUGUACGAUUCCCUGGUUGCCAUCCUCCGAGACACUUGCUGGGAAGAUCUUUAAGACACUUAAAUUUUCCUUUAGCUUUUCUAUAACUCCGAUGUAAAGGACUUUCUCUGUACAGUAUAUUAUUCAAUGCAUGUUCUGUUCUCUCUACUGAUAUAUGGAACACCACACAGUCGUGAUACCGCGCAGCGGGAGGAGCAGCCCCUGCCGCCAGCCGAGGCUUCGCCUCCUCUAUAAGGAAAGAAGAAAACAUAUUUUUUCCUUUGCUGUAUUUGCUUGAGCAGAGUUUUCUUGUCUGUACAUGUGAGCUGUGAGAUAGAUGUGAAAAGUUCAAAAGAAUGCAUUCCCCCCACCCCUCCAAUGUAUACAGAUUGUAAUCUGUACAAUGAAAACUGUAUGUAUGAAAAAAUGUACUUAUUUAUAAAUGGUUAACACUUGGAAA
Messenger RNA from Columba livia (rock pigeon), 11867 nucleotides. RefSeq names its product tetratricopeptide repeat, ankyrin repeat and coiled-coil containing 2 (gene TANC2). Gene Ontology annotation, cellular component: dendritic spine. Lineage: Eukaryota; Metazoa; Chordata; Aves; Columbiformes; Columbidae. The transcript has 29 exons. The coding region runs from base 553 to 6765 and encodes 2070 amino acids. The record is from RefSeq and is a predicted model, not a curated record. Gene Ontology annotation, biological process: regulation of dendritic spine morphogenesis. Gene Ontology annotation, molecular function: protein binding.